AUGCUGCUUUUGCUGCUCUCAGCUCUGGUCCUGAUGAGUCUGGUUUUGCUGACGUCCCUGUGUCUGCGCUGUGGCCGGAAGUCCAUGGUCUCGAUCCGUCAGUCCCGGCCCUCUGAGGACACCUACAUCCCAUCGACACAGUUCCUGGUCAACAGCCACAUGCAGUGUUCUCGAGACCAGAACUAUGUCCAUCCUGCUUCCAACCUCCUGUCUCCUCUUUUUUCAGCAGAUGGCAAUCAGAGACCAGGUCGUCCUUCCUCAACCCCCACAGAGACAGAGAGCAACAACAGCUACGAAAAUGCAGAGUCGUGUGUGUGCGAGGACCACCCAGACUCCGGAUACGUUGAAGUCCUCCCAGAAACAGCGCCCCCAGAGGGCUCCGACUCAGAGGUCAACAACGACUACGAGAACACGGAAGAGGAAGAACCCAACUAUGUGAAUGUGGAAACUGACCAAUCCCAGGUCUAUGCACUGUCAUGUGACCAGCUGCUGACCAAUUAUUGCCCAGAUUCUGACUCAAGUGAGGACGAGGACGAAGAUGACGAUGAAGAUGACGAUGAAGCGGACUAUGUGAACCAGCCGUGGUGA
This is a messenger RNA of Knipowitschia caucasica, 588 nucleotides long. The record is from the annotation of a GenBank genome assembly. NCBI's taxonomy places the organism in Eukaryota, Metazoa, Chordata, Actinopteri, Gobiiformes, Gobiidae.